AUGAGUGGUGGUUGGAACACGAUCGAGUCCGAUGCGGGCGUCUUCACAUCCCUCAUUGAAAACCUGGGCGUCAAAAACGUGCAAUUCGAAGAACUCCUCACCCUCGACCCCUCGGAGCUGCUCGCCCUCCAGCCCCUCUACGGCGUCAUCUUCCUCUUCAAGUACCCGACAGACGGGCCGUACGCCAGCGCCUCCGGCCCGCAAGACGGCGUCUUUGACCACGACGCCGCGGAGCGCAUCUUCUUCGCCGCGCAGACGAUCCAGAACGCGUGCGCCACGCAGGCCCUCCUCAGCGUGCUGCUCAACAAGGAUGGCGAGGACGGCGUGGACAUUGGCCCACAGAUGAAGGACUUCCGCGACUUCACCAUGGUGCUGCCGCCCGAGUUCCGGGGCGAGGCGCUGAGCAACUCGGAUCUCAUCCGGGAGGUGCACAACGGGUUCGCGCGCAGCAGCCCCUUUGCCGACGAGACGGCGCGGCAUGGCGAGCCCUCCGAGGACGUAUUCCACUUCAUUGCGUACACGCCCAUUGACGGGACGCUGUACGAGCUUGACGGCCUGCAGCCGGCGCCGAUAUCCCACGGGCCGUGCACGCCCGACGAGUUCCCCAUCAAGGUCGUUGACGUGCUGCAGCGCCGCAUCGCGCGCUAUGACGAGGCGGAGAUCCGGUUCAACCUGCUGGCCAUGUGCCGGGACCUGCGGAUCCGCGCGAGGGAGUUUGGCGACGAGGAGUUGCUGGAGAGGGAGAACCGGAAGCGCAGCGACUGGGCGUUUGAGAAUGCGCUGAGGAGGCAUAACUUCGUGGGCUUCGCGGGCGAGGUGCUGAAGAAGGUGGUGGAGAAGAAGCUCGAGCAGGGAGGCGACGAGGCGGUGGACAAGUGGGUGGGUGAGAGUCUUGAGAGGAGGAGGGCGGCGGAAAAGGCCUUGGGGGGGAGGGGUGGUGGUGGAGGAGGAGAUGUUGAUAUGAGUGGGUGA
Trichoderma reesei QM6a is the source of this 972-nucleotide messenger RNA. RefSeq lists its product as uncharacterized. Gene Ontology annotation, biological process: protein deubiquitination; ubiquitin-dependent protein catabolic process. The coding region runs from base 1 to 972 and encodes 323 amino acids. Gene Ontology annotation, molecular function: cysteine-type deubiquitinase activity. The transcript is spliced from 3 exons. The record is from RefSeq and is a predicted model, not a curated record. Lineage: Eukaryota; Fungi; Ascomycota; Sordariomycetes; Hypocreales; Hypocreaceae. Gene Ontology annotation, cellular component: cytoplasm.